Phalaenopsis equestris is the source of this 1563-nucleotide messenger RNA. Its product is annotated as aluminum-activated malate transporter 1-like. Lineage: Eukaryota; Viridiplantae; Streptophyta; Magnoliopsida; Asparagales; Orchidaceae. The record is from RefSeq and is a predicted model, not a curated record. The transcript is spliced from 6 exons. Gene Ontology annotation, cellular component: plant-type vacuole membrane. Bases 1 to 1368 code for a protein of 455 amino acids. Gene Ontology annotation, biological process: malate transport.
AUGGAUAAAGCUUCCGGAGCCAAUGAGAAGGUUGGUUCCAACCCAUGGUGCCCAUUUCUCAUCCACAAUUUAUUGCGAAAGGUCAUAAAGCUUGGCAAGAAGAUUAAGAAGAUUGGAAAGGAAGACCCAAGAAGGAUUCUUCAUUCCCUCAAAGUAGGAAUAGCUCUCACUCUCGUCUCAAUCUUCUACUAUGUCACUCCUCUUUUCAAUGGGCUAGGCUCUUCAACUAUGUGGGCGGUGCUUACCGUCGUCGUCGUCAUGGAGUACACCGUCGGUGGAACAUUGAGCAAAGGCCUCAACCGGGCAUUUGCAACACUGCUUGCCGGAGCACUUGGGCUGGGUGCACAUCAGUUGGCCUCGCUUGCCGGUGCAAAAGGGGAGCCCAUACUAAUGAGUAUAUUUGUAUUCAUGCUAGGUUCUGGUGCCACUAUGGCGACAUUCUCUCGGUUUGUGCCUGAGAUAAAGGCGAGAUAUGACUACGGGGUGACGAUAUUUAUACUAACAUUCAGCCUUGUGUCUGUAUCGAGCUACAGAGUGGAAGAACUUAUUUCACUCGCGCACCAGCGAUUGUCGACUGUAGCCAUUGGUGUAGCGACGUGCCUCUUCACCUCCCUUUUUGUCUUCCCGGUUUGGGCCGGAGGAGAUCUCCAUAAGCUGGUGGCUGCCAAUCUUGACAAGCUUGCAUGCUUUUUAGAAGGUCUGGGAGCGGAAUUCUUCGUGGAGAAGAUGGAAAAUGGAAAUGUGGAAGGCAAAUCCUUCCUUCAAAGCUACAAAAGCGUGCUUAAUUCAAAGGCCACAGAGGAUUCUCUUGCAAACUUCGCAAGAUGGGAGCCCGGCCACGGUCCUUUCAGCUUCCGUCAUCCAUGGAAUCAAUACCUCAAAAUCGGAGCCAUCACUCGCCAAUUUGCUUGCUCCAUUGAAGCCCUCAACGCCUACAUUUCUACUCUCCAGCAAUCCCACCACACAACAGCAUCAGACCCAGAAUUCAAGCAAAAGAUUCAAACUGCAUGCGCCGAGAUGAGCUCGGAAACAGGGAAGGCCUUGGCUGAGCUGGCCUCUGCAAUACGGCAGAUGAAGUGGUCGUCGGCAGCCGGACAACACCUGGCUAAAGCCAUGGCAGCCGCCAGCAGUGUGAAGGCGAUUGUGCCCGCUGAAGAUUCUACUAUGCUGGAGAUUCUCAGAUUAGCCACUAUCGCUUCACUCUUAACAGAAGUGGUGCGGUGCGCCAACCAGGUCGUUAUUGCGGUCGAGGAGCUCGGUCGGUUGGCGGAGUUCCAAAGGCCGGAACAUGGUCGGAAAGCCGGCGCUGUGAAACCCAUCGCCGGCGUCGAGAGUCCGCCGCAUGUUGUGAUUGAUAUAGAGAAGUGAUUGGGGAUGGAUUGUUCUGUUUUAGAUGGAUAAAAUUAAGAAAGAAAACUUAGGAGAUGUCUAUAAGGGAGAUGAUUGCAUGCAGGCGUCGUGAAAUGGAAUGCAUGCAUGAACCCAUUUGAUUGUUGUUUUAUUUGUUCUGUCAUAACAAAGCUUGGACUUUCAUGUAUCUUAGAGAAGGAAUUCUUUUGUUGA